Messenger RNA from Bufo bufo (common toad), 1488 nucleotides. RefSeq names its product cytochrome P450 2G1-like. The record is from RefSeq and is a predicted model, not a curated record. The transcript has 9 exons. Gene Ontology annotation, cellular component: cytoplasm; intracellular membrane-bounded organelle. Bases 1 to 1488 code for a protein of 495 amino acids. Gene Ontology annotation, molecular function: heme binding; oxidoreductase activity, acting on paired donors, with incorporation or reduction of molecular oxygen, reduced flavin or flavoprotein as one donor, and incorporation of one atom of oxygen; iron ion binding. Gene Ontology annotation, biological process: xenobiotic metabolic process. Lineage: Eukaryota; Metazoa; Chordata; Amphibia; Anura; Bufonidae.
AUGGCUCUGAACAUUGCUUCGACACUUCUCCUGGCUACAGGAGUCACCCUCCUAAUUUAUCUCAUUAAAUGGUGGAGUAGGAUCAAACUGAAGAACCUACCCCCAGGACCUACACCUCUACCAGGCUUGGGGAAUAUCCUUCAGCUAAGCCCCUCAGAACUACCACAGUCUUUAGUUAAGCUGAGUGAGAAAUAUGGACCUGUCUAUACCCUCUACAUAGCCAAUCUUCGGACGAUAGUACUGAUUGGGUAUGAUGCUGUGAAGGAAGCAUUGGUGGACCGCAGCGAUGCGUUUAGUGAUAGGGGAGACACAGGAACAGGAGAUUUUUUCUUUAAGGAUUUUGGGAUCAUUUCAAGUAAUGGAGAAAGAUGGAAAAUCCUUCGUCGAUUUUCUCUGACAACUUUGAGAAAUUUUGGAAUGGGAAAGCGAAGCAUUGAAGAAAGAAUUCAAGAAGAAGCCAGAUGUCUCUCUGAGAAAUUUAUGAAGGAAAAAGAUAUUCCAGUUGACCCAACAUAUAUUCUACGACUUGCUGUUUCCAAUGUUAUUUGCUCCAUUGUGUUUGGUGAAAGAUUUGACUAUGAAGACCAAAAAUUCUUGACUCUCUUGUCAUACGUUAAUGAUACUUUCGCUUUGUUCAACAAUCGUUCAGGGCAGCUUUUGAGCAUGUUACCAACCGUAAUGCCCUACAUUCCUGGUCCUCACCAGAAGAUCUUCAAAAUUAUAGACAAUCUGAAACUAUUUCUUAAGGAUAUAGUCAAAACCCACCAAGUCACCCUGGAUGAGAACUGCCCUCGCGACUUCAUAGAUUGCUUCCUCAUGAAGAUGGAAGAGGAAAAAAAUAAUCCAGAUACAGAAUUUUGUAACAAGAAUCUAGAAGGGGCAAUAUUUGACUUAUUCUUUGCUGGAACAGAGACUACAAGUUUGACUUUGAGAUACAGUUUUCUUGCACUCUUGAAAUAUCCAGAAAUACAAGAGAAGAUCCACAAAGAAAUUGACAAUGUAAUUGGCAAAGAUCGCUGUCCAUCAAUAGAAGAUAAGAGUAAGAUGCCGUAUACAGAAGCUGUAAUCCAUGAGGUCCAGAGAUUUGCUGAUAUUGUCCCUUUUGGAGUACCCCAUGCUGUAAGCAAGAACACAACCUUCAGAGGAUAUGACAUUCCAAAGGGAACCAUGGUGUUUCCAGUCCUGACCUCUGUUUUGAAAGACCCAAAACAAUUCAAGAACCCGGAGGAGUUUGAUCCUGGACGCUUUGUUAAUGAGAAUGGUGGCUUUAAGAAAAGUGAUGCAUUUAUGCCAUUUUCUAUAGGAAAACGCAUGUGUAUAGGAGAGGGCCUGGCUCGCAUGGAGCUCUUCCUCUUUCUUACCACCAUUCUGCAAAAGUUUACCUUGGAGCCUACAACAGACAGAAAGAAAUUGAGCAUAAGACCAGAGCCCAACACCAACGCUUCAAGACCUUAUCCAUACCAGAUGAAGGUUGUCCCUCGUUUAUGA